AUGGGAAAGAUUAAAUUUGUUGAUGAUUGUGAUCUGGGAAACACAACGCAGAAACCUAAUAAGAAGAGGAAUGAAAAUAAGGAGAAGAUACAAAAGGACGAUCCAGAGGCUGACUUGAAGAAGGUUACGCACUUGAUAAACAACUCUAAUUGUAACUGGAAAAUGCAUACGAUAAAUCUAUGGAGUAGCAGUGAAUUUGAGUUUGUUUUAAAAGUUGACAUAAAGGCCAUGGACCCUAAGAAGAAGGAUGUGAUUAUGAGAGAUCUUGUAGCGCUUACAGACAGUGAAGAGUAUUAUAAAAGGACAGGGGAAGCUUGGAACAUGAGUUACCUUUUGUAUGAACCUUUAAGGACAUGCAAGAUAGCAAAUAUGGUGAAUCUAAUGAGUUAUAGUAGCUAUUAUCUUGAGCUAACUUCGAUAAGAAAAAACUGGGAACUCAGGAAGAUGUUGCUAGCGAUGGCUAGUAAAUUCAUCAUUGAUCUACAGGAUAUAGACUGUCCCUUGGACCCCACGAGAGAAAGGGAAGAUAAAGGAGACCAGAGAAAUAAAGAGAUAAGAAGAAGAAUGUAG
Molecule: messenger RNA, 570 nt
Organism: Eruca vesicaria subsp. sativa (arugula)
Lineage: Eukaryota; Viridiplantae; Streptophyta; Magnoliopsida; Brassicales; Brassicaceae
Source: the annotation of a GenBank genome assembly